AGAACACAGCAGGUUGUCACAGCAACCCUGGGAGAAGAUGCAGUCUUAACCUGUGAGCUCAUGACACCCAAAGACGUGCGGCAAGUCACCUGGCAAAAAGUGACAACUGGGGCGAAUGAAAAUGUGGCCACUUACAGCAAACGCGGUUCCAAUGUCAACCCACCUUUUCAAGGGAAAGUGGAGUUUGAAGACGAGGGACUGCAGAACUGUUCUAUCGUCAUCAGAGGAGUGUCAAGAGGAGACGAGUCCUGCUACAAGUGUCUGUUUAACACCUUUCCAGAAGGACCUAUCAGUGGAAGGACCUGCCUCCAUGUAAAUGAGCUGUAUGGACCCUCACUCCUCAUCACACAAACCAACAACAGUCACACCACUCUGUCCUGUUCUGCUACUGGACGACCUGUUCCUAUAGUGACCUGGGACAACAUAGAAAUUCUAGAAAAUUCCACAAUGAUCAAUGUCACCCAUCUCAAUGGUACUGUCACUGUCACCAUAACUUCCACGCUGGCAGCAUUCAGUCUACCUGACAAAGACACCAGGGUUGGCUGUGUGGUGUCACUGUUCUCUGGAGGUGUCACCAAGAACGUUUCCAUGGUUAUUCCAGCUAGAACUCAAGCUUCAUUUCCUGUUAAGCCAACAGGGAUUGUUGCAGUGAUGGGUUCACUGUGUUUCAUUUCUGUGUGCUGUGGAGCUGCUGUGGUACUGUGGUGCAAACUGAUAAAUACAAUGAGAAGGUAA
This is a messenger RNA of Salmo salar (Atlantic salmon), 735 nucleotides long. Lineage: Eukaryota; Metazoa; Chordata; Actinopteri; Salmoniformes; Salmonidae. The record is from RefSeq and is a predicted model, not a curated record.